AAAGAAAAUAUACAGUCGCAUAAACGUAUUUACAACGCAGUUAUCCAAAAUUAUUUAUAAACAAAAUAUAUAGUGCUCUAUUAUCGUCACAAUUCACACGAAAUUUAUCAAAAUUAUAAAAAUUACAUAUAAAUUUGUUAUCAUAUUUGUUUGUACUAGUCAUUAAACUGUUUAUUAUACUGUCCGUUUUUAACAUGAAGGAGGAAGAUGCCUUAAAAAACAUGAGUACUUGUCAAACAUGAAUAAUAAACAGUUUGAUAAUAUAAGCAUGAAACUCACAAGAAUGAUAUUUUUCAGUAUUUUAUUAUAGAUUCAUGUAAAAUAUACAUGCGUUAAUAUACACCUAUAUUAUAAAUAUAACUGUCACUACAUCAGGAUGUAGUGAAGAAAUGUGCAUUUCUUAUAUAGUUUGAAGAGUCUUAUUAUGAGACUACCAGUGUCUUAAUAUGCCUACCAGCAUAUCUUGGGGGCUAUUGUUUACUUUAAGAUUAUACUACUAGUCACAGAGACAGGAAGUUCUUUGUUCUCCUCCACCUAUGUUCUGGGAGAAGCAAACCCCAGUCAUUCUGAAUGUCGAAGUGAUGCAGUAAGGUCCGAGUUACAUAACAUUGCAGCAGAAAGUUUUUAGUUAUUUUGUGGAACAAACUACAGGCCCAAUUCGAUUGUUAUCUGAAGGUUUUACCGAAGAUAUGAAAGUGAAGUUACGAGUUGCUGAAUAAAACAGAAGUUGGUUGGACUUUAGCAAAUUGUUUCCAGUGUUCAUUUUCAUCGGUGUGCCUUGUGAAUAACAACAGUUGGAUUUAUUGUUAGACGAAACUCCUUCAUAUAAAGAUUUAUGAAGGCAGCCACAAUAACAAUCGAAGUCUGUUAUUCGAAGUCGAAUAACAAGCGAAGUUCCACAAUAACGAAUGAAGUUCGAAUGACAAUCGAACAUCAAUUAAAAGACUUUCGCAGCAGUUUAAUGAACUUGUAAGCAGACCUAGGUUUAUAAAGGCCUGAAGUCAUGCCUUUAUCAGAGCCUGCAUUGCGACGUGGAGCGACAACAGAGAGGACUUCCAGAUCGAAGGCUAGGAGUCUAGCAGGUGUUAAGUUCACCAAGAGCGAUGUGGAAGCAGGACAAUGUGAUGCAGUCAUCACGAAGGCUACAAGUGUAGCAAGCUCACGGAAGUCUCGUGAGAGUGCGAGGUUGACAGAAGCCUUUCAAGCAGAACUAGCUGUCAUGGACCACGAGGACAGGCUUGAUGCUCUCAAGGCUGAGCGCGAGCAUGCUGUGAGAGCAGUCCAGAAGGAGGAACGGAAGUUACAAAAAGUGAAGCUGAGAAAGGAGACGGCUGCUAGAAUAGCGGAGUUGGAAGGAGAUGAAGAGAGUGAUGGCUCUGAAGCCGCCAUCGAACAUAUUACCUUGCCAAAGGAACAGCCAGGAGAUUCCGUCCACAGAUUCUUCAAAUCUCAGCAAGACGUGACAAUUGGCACAGCAACUCCUCCUCUUGACGGCACCUCUAGCCAGACAGGGUUUGAAAAGAUGGCAGAGUCGAUGACUGAUAUGGCAAAGGCCAUCAUGCAACAGAAUAUGACGACACAGAGACUUGCUGUUGCUAGUCAACUUCCAAAGUUAGAGAUACCUAUAUUCAGUGGCGAUCCUUUACGGUACAGGCUUUGGAAAAAUGCCUUUUCAAACUUGGUGGACUCCAAACCCCUCGACGGAGCUACCAAGCUGAGCUAUUUGAAUAGCUACGUAGCAGGACUGCCAAGGAAGGUCGUAGAGCACUACAUCCUGCUGGGCACAGACGAGGCAUAUUUCCAAGCCACAGAACUGUUACAAAAAAGAUACGGCAGUGGCAGUAUUAUCAGUACAGCAUUUUCGAAGAAGCUGAGCAGCUGGCCACGUAUCUUCGACAAGGAUCCUGGAGGACUCCGUCAAUUCUCUGACUUUCUAGAGCAGGUGGUGUCGGCUAAGUCAACGGAGUCAUCCUUGGGGAUAUUGGACUAUCCUCAAGAAAACAUAAAGAUGUUGAACAAACUGCCCCUACAUCUAGAAAGGUCAUGGCGGGAUGAGGUAAAUAAAUGGCAGACAAGGGGUCUUGGGAACUACCCUACUUGAAGUCUUUGCCG
Messenger RNA from Strongylocentrotus purpuratus (purple sea urchin), 2112 nucleotides. RefSeq lists its product as uncharacterized. The transcript has 2 exons. Bases 1004 to 2101 code for a protein of 365 amino acids. The record is from RefSeq and is a predicted model, not a curated record. Lineage: Eukaryota; Metazoa; Echinodermata; Echinoidea; Camarodonta; Strongylocentrotidae.